AAGUUGUUGCCCCAGAACAGCCGUCAUGUGAUUUGAUUCUCGUAUUUGCAGAGGAGAAGGGUGGAUGAACCCGAGGAAAAGGAGCAGUUAUUUCUCCUUCAAAACCCGAAUUGAGUUUGUUUUUUGUAUUUGUUUACCGGGAAGAAAGCUGGAUAUUGAAGUCGUUUCUCUUGGCAGAUAGCCGACAUCACCACCGGACACUAUGGGUUGUUGUUACAGCAGUGAGACUGAGGCCACGGAGCAGGAUCGAGAAGAGCGAAAGCCACUACUAAACCCAACCUCUAACCCGCCCAGUAAGUCCACCAAUGGGACAGAGCGGAAUUCAGCAAGCCUUCCCUCUGCCCGGACAGAUGAGCAGGCACUCCUCUCCUCUAUCCUCACAAAGACAGCACUGAAUAUAAUUGAUGUGUCUGCAGCAGACUCCCAGGGAAUGGAGCAGCACGAGUACAUGGAUAAAGCCAGACAGUACAGUACAAGACUGGCAGUGCUCAGUAACGGCCUGUCACAGAAAAAGCCUGCUCCUCUGCCCUCUUUAACCAGCCAGCCGCAUCAAGUGCUCGCCAGUGAACCUGUGCCAUACUCGGACAUACAACAGGUUGCUAAGAUAGCUGCAUAUGCGUACAGUGCACUUUCACAGAUAAAAGUGGACGCGAAGGAGGAUUUGGUUGUGCAGUUUGCUAUUCCCUGAUCAGUUGGGGAGACUCUUCUUACUCUCUCCCUCAAUCGCUGUCCCUUUCUCUUCCCCCACAUAUCUACCCAUCCCUCCAUCUCUCUCUCUGUCUCCUGAGAUUCCAGCCGUGCCACCACAGUGCAUCAACAGCUGAAGACUUGGAAACUGUAAUCUCUGCUAACUAGAGGUCAACUCGUACCGAUUGUGAAUCUCCAGACACACCAACUUUUGAGCUUUUCAGGUGUGUUUCAGAAGCCCUUGUCAUAAAGGAAAAACUGGGGACUGCUGCUGUUCAAGAGCAUUAUUAACCAAUUUAAUCUUAAAAAUAGGGCUUGAAUUUUGUAUGAUUAUUCAACUGAUUAAGUGCCAGAAUAGACUGAUAGAAUAGAUUGCCUCCAGUGAGUAGUUUAUUAAUGUAAAUAAAUAAAUGAGGAAUGACGUCGAGGGGGUCUAGUGAAAGAAUGCCUUUCAUUUUAUAAAGGACAAGCCUCAAAUCCAGGAAGGUGAUUUUUCAUCAAAGCUGUCAGUGGACAGCUCUCAUCACAAAAUCACCAUACUGCUCAACAGAAUUUGUCACAACACUGAAUGGAAGAGGUGGUUUUUUCAGGUCAGGAUUAUUGAGGAACUUUGGCAGUUCUUUGUGGAGAAGUUCGUUUAGUGUUAGCCAGUGUCAUUUUUCCCUUCACCUAGUAUAAGCACUAAACACACGCACUAACAGUUUUGCUGAUUUCAGUCAGUAAUUCCUCUGUGCUCAUUGUUCAUUCUGUAUCACCAUCCUGUCCCACACAAAAACAGUUAGGAAAUAAAGUUCAGAUCAUUUGACUCAUGGAAUUGUAACGAUAUGAAAAAGGCCAGUGUUAGGUUGUCUGAUUUGUAAUUUAUGAACUCGUCCUGUUUUGUUUAAGCUAUGUGUUUAAAGUGGUCUUCAAGUGUUCUCUUCUCCAUUGUGUUAUUUUUCAGUAAACAAAAAAGUGAACAAUUCAAGCCCUUGUUUAUUACAUUUGUUUUAUAUAUGGUAAGAUGAUUUAUAACUUUUUAUUCAGAAAAGACCAUCUGGAACACUACCUGUAUAUGAACACAGUGUAUCAGUCUCUUUCACUUUAAAAAUAAUUUUUCAUAUACACAAAUAUGGAAGCGAGGCUUAUGGAACAAAAAACACAUGAUCCGAACACAACUCCUAAUCACUUAAGGUAAAAAUGAGCAAGCGGUGGAUUUUGAAGCCAUUUAGUUUCUAAAUGAAUAUACUUGAAGAAAUGUAGAUGUAUUUCUUCAUUUUUUCUUUUAAAAGUAUUUAUGGACACUUGUAUUAUGUCUGUACUGGUGCGAGCAGAUCUCUAGUGCAAAAUCAGACACUUUUCGAAGUUUUAAAGGGAUGAACCUUAGGGCUGUAAAUCUGCAGACGUUUUUAUUCUGCUUUUUGCUGUGUGCUAUUAGUUUUUUGUUUGUUUGUUUGUUUGUUUUGUACUUUAAUGUAAAAUACUACCUGAAUUAAGUUGCCCAUACUUAGACUAACCAAAAAAAAAAGCACUUAUUAAUAAAGGAUUCAGAUA
Messenger RNA from Polyodon spathula (Mississippi paddlefish), 2220 nucleotides. It is a transcript of the gene lamtor1, whose product is annotated as late endosomal/lysosomal adaptor, MAPK and MTOR activator 1. The transcript is spliced from 5 exons. Gene Ontology annotation, biological process: cellular response to amino acid stimulus; positive regulation of MAPK cascade; lysosome organization. Lineage: Eukaryota; Metazoa; Chordata; Actinopteri; Acipenseriformes; Polyodontidae. The record is from RefSeq and is a predicted model, not a curated record. Gene Ontology annotation, cellular component: late endosome membrane; lysosome; Ragulator complex. Gene Ontology annotation, molecular function: guanyl-nucleotide exchange factor activity; molecular adaptor activity. Bases 203 to 688 code for a protein of 161 amino acids.